Messenger RNA from Kogia breviceps (pygmy sperm whale), 1008 nucleotides. The record is from RefSeq and is a predicted model, not a curated record. Lineage: Eukaryota; Metazoa; Chordata; Mammalia; Artiodactyla; Physeteridae.
UACUCUGUGAUAUACUCAAUGUCUGGCAUGGGAAGUAAAAGAGAAGCAAUGAAGAAAUCCGAGUGCCAUAGAGGUGUACAGUUAAGAAACAGAGUAACAGAUAACUGUGAUCAAAGGACAUCAUCAAGUGCACAAAUAAAACAUAGCACUACAGUUCAACAAAGGAAAUCCUCCUCAUCAACCAGUUCUCCAGAAUCUGCAAGAAAACUUCAUCCUCGACCAAGUGAUAAACUUAACCCUAAAACAAUUAACCCUUUUGGUGAACAGUCACGAGCCCCUUCUGCCUUUGCAGCUAUUUACUCUAAGGGAGGUGUUCCUUGCAGAUUGGUCCAUGGUUCAGUAAAACACAGGUUACAGUGGGAGUGUCCUCCUGAAAAGCUUCCAUUUGAUCCUCUUCUUAUUACUUUAGCUGAGGGUCUGAGAGAGACUAAACAUCCAUACACCUUUGUGUCAAAGGAGGGUUUUAGAGAAUUACUUUUGGUCACAGGUGCUCUUGAAAAAGCUGUGCCUUUGCUUCCUAGACUGGUUCCUGUGCUGAAGGCAGCUCUGGUCCACUUGGAUGAUGAAGUGUUUGAAAGAGGAUUGAAUGCUCUGGUACAGUUAAGUGUCGUUGUUGGCCCUUCUCUAAAUGACCAUCUGAAACAUCUGCUUACAAGUCUUUCCAGGAGACUAAGGGACAAGAAAUUCAAAGAACCAAUCACCACUGCAUUACAGAAGCUGGAGCAGCAUGGUGGAAAUGGAAGCCUUACCAUCAUCAAAUCUAAAAUUCCAACAUAUUGCUCCAUAUACUGCUGAAGAAAGUAGCCCUGGUGACAGGUGUUAAACGCUGACCAUGGGUAUGCACGGAACCUUUUCAGAUUCACUUCACUUUAUUCUUCUGUAAAUCACAACCACCCUUCAUUAUUGCUGGCUUUAGAUGAGUAUACACAAUUCCACUGAAUCAUAGUACAAGUUACUCAUUUAAAAAAAAGAAUGGUUAAUGAUGGAAAACUAUUUUUAAAAAGUUCU